GUGGGCUCCCUCUAUUAAAUUUACUUAUCAGUGUGCAAGUAGUACUGAAAUAGUACUUCAAUAUACUGUACCUACUGAAGACAUUAACUCCUUUCACAAAAUGUACGAAAAUUCUUGUUCAUAUCAAACGGCGCUGGACCUAAAACGCGUCUCUCCUCCAACGUUAACACAAGUCAAAACUGAAGACUGCCUUACUUUAGGUCAGUGUUCACCAGACUGGACGUCAUAUCGUUUCCAUCAAUCAACAUUCGAACAAUUGAAGCAAAGUGUAGAGAAAGCAAAAGCAGCUCUACAAGACCGCAGCACAUUUUUUGGGGCUACCAGCGCAUUUAGUGAUAUUUACUCUACACAACGUUUAAGUGACACUCUAGACACACUACCUAAUGUACAGAGCAGUAAUGGAGCCAAUUGUAUUGGUAUUGUGCACAAUAUGAAUUCAAGCUCAGUGGCCAGUUCACCGAGUAUUGUAUUGAAUGGUAAUGGUAUAACAACAGUUUCGUCUGCUACGACAGGCCAACGUUACCGUUUGGAUAGUUUGCAACCUGCUGGCUGCUCACCAGGACAGCAUGGCGUUAUCACCUCAACAGCUCCACCACCUUUAACGACAACAUCCUUAGAUUCAUCAAAUGUAGAAACAAAAUCAAGGGAUAAAUCUUCUGCGGGUUUAUCAACCACAUCUCUUGGUAGCGCAAACAACGAUAGUCAUCGUAGUUCUAAUAAAUGCUUAACGGGUAAGUGA
Molecule: messenger RNA, 739 nt
Organism: Teleopsis dalmanni
Lineage: Eukaryota; Metazoa; Arthropoda; Insecta; Diptera; Diopsidae
Product: DNA-binding protein D-ETS-3-like
Exons: 3
Coding region: 101-739 (212 amino acids)
Source: RefSeq, a predicted model, not a curated record